CAGAUGAAAGCUCCAACCCCGAGGAGGCUGUCUUCAGUUGGGAUGAAUACCUGGAAGAGACAGGCUCUACAGCAGCUCCACACUCCUUAUUUAAGCACCUAUCAAAGAGAAAUACUCGGACUGGACGGAGUUCCUCAUACGUGAUUUGACAGGUUCCCGAACAGUGCCUACAAAUUUACUAGAAGGCCCUCUGCGAGGGAAAAACGCUGUAGAUCUCCUUACCCUGGAUUCCUUAAUAGAGCUGCAGGAUGGCCAGAGUCCCUUUCGGUUCUGGAUAGUGAGCGUGGUUGAGAAUGUCGGCGGACGAUUGCGCCUUCGCUACGCAGGAUUGGAGGAAACUGAUUCUUACGACCAGUGGCUGUUUUACUUGGAUUGUAGACUUCGACCGGUGGGCUGGUGUCAAGAGAAUAAAUACCAGCUGGAACCACCUGCAGUGGAGAAACCGGUGACUUGUUUGAUGGCGGCGGCGGUUAACGCUAAACCCCGGGUCCUCUUUAAACCAUGCUGA
Molecule: messenger RNA, 508 nt
Organism: Thamnophis sirtalis
Lineage: Eukaryota; Metazoa; Chordata; Lepidosauria; Squamata; Natricidae
Source: RefSeq, a predicted model, not a curated record